UGUGGACGGCAGCCGGUUACUAUAAUAUCUCUCCAGCAUCAUGGCAGCGGCGGCGGAGUGUCCCGGCACUGAUGCGGCUUUCCCGGAGACGGCAGGUGGCAGCGGGGUCCCGGGAGCUGCUGUCGGGGACAAACCCGUGUGUCUCAUCGUGCUCGGCAUGGCGGGCUCCGGGAAAACCACCUUCGUCCAGAGGCUGACGGCUCACCUGCAUUCCCUCAAAGCUCCUCCAUAUGUCAUCAACCUGGACCCCGCCGUCCACGAGGUCCCUUUCCCUGCAAACAUUGACAUCAGGGACACGGUGAACUACAAGGAGGUGAUGAAGCAGUACGGCCUCGGACCCAACGGUGGCAUCGUGACGUCACUCAACCUGUUCGCCACCCGUUUUGAUCAGGUGAUGCAGUUCAUCGAGAAGAAGCGACAGAAUCACCGGUACGUCCUGAUUGACACUCCAGGUCAGAUCGAAGUCUUCACCUGGUCGGCGUCUGGAACCAUCAUCACCGAAGCUCUGGCGUCAUCCUUCCCCUGCGUGGUGAUCUACGUCAUGGACACGUCCCGCAGCGUCAACCCCGUCACCUUCAUGUCCAACAUGUUGUACGCCUGCAGUAUCCUCUACAAGACAAAGCUGCCCUUCAUCGUGGUCAUGAACAAGACCGACAUCAUUGACCACAGCUUUGCGGUGGAGUGGAUGCAGGACUUUGAGGCUUUCCAGGACGCUUUGAACCAGGAAACCUCGUACGUGAGCAACCUGACGCGCUCCAUGAGCCUCGUGCUGGACGAGUUCUACACCAACCUGAGGGUGGUGGGCGUGUCUGCGGUGACAGGAAGUGGAUUAGACGAGCUGUUUGUGCAGGUGGAGGACGCGGCCAAGGAGUACGAGAGGGACUACCGACCCGAGUACGAACGACUCCGCAAACAGCUGACCGAUGCUCAGAGCAAGAAGCAGCAGGAGCAGCUGGAGCGGCUCCGGAAGGACCUGGGAGCCGUCGACAUGACGAACACGCCGUCCACAGACGAAGCUGACAUCGCCGGGCCCAGUGACCUCAUUAUGACACGCGGUAAUCCCGACGAGGAGGACGAGGAGGCGGUGGACAGCGACACGGAUGACAUCGACCAUGCCAUGACGCAGGAGAGCAAGGAGACCGAAGCCUUCGGAAACUUCCUGAAGGAGAGGAUGGAAGUGGUUCAGGUCCGAAACAGGAAGUGUAUGAUACCCGAGGAUCCCUGACCUCAGAGGUUUCCCUCUGCAGGACACAGACUAUUACCUGGAGCGGAUCUUCCACCGCUGACGCACCUCGUCACAGGUUCAGACACGACAAGGCGAGGGCUGAACUUCCUGUAUGAUCAGGUGACCUGAUUGGCUGCUCCUUCCAAAAAGAGAGAGAGAACUAUAUUUUUAUAUCUUCUGUUCCAUUACUGUUGGUUUUGUUUGUGAAAGUACUGAAAGGAUUUAUGGCAUGUAAAAUAAAAUGAGCUCUGACAUCA
Messenger RNA from Oreochromis niloticus (Nile tilapia), 1482 nucleotides. It is a transcript of the gene gpn1, whose product is annotated as GPN-loop GTPase 1. Gene Ontology annotation, molecular function: GTPase activity; ATP hydrolysis activity. The transcript is spliced from 13 exons. The coding region runs from base 41 to 1225 and encodes 394 amino acids. NCBI's taxonomy places the organism in Eukaryota, Metazoa, Chordata, Actinopteri, Cichliformes, Cichlidae. The record is from RefSeq and is a predicted model, not a curated record.